Molecule: messenger RNA, 1928 nt
Organism: Tachysurus vachellii
Lineage: Eukaryota; Metazoa; Chordata; Actinopteri; Siluriformes; Bagridae
Gene: ubr7
Product: ubiquitin protein ligase E3 component n-recognin 7
Exons: 11
Coding region: 77-1507 (476 amino acids)
Cellular component (GO): cytoplasm
Molecular function (GO): zinc ion binding; ubiquitin protein ligase activity
Source: RefSeq, a predicted model, not a curated record
GAGGUGAAGCGGAAGUGACCGUGUAUGUGUGUGCGCGCACGCGCGCAGCGUCAGAGUUAGCAGAGUUAGCUGCAGCAUGGCGACGGAGGGAGAGAGAGAGAGGCAGAGAGAAGGAGAGAGAGAGAGGCAGAGAGAAGGAGAGAGAGAGGAGGCGACCGUGUCUCUGGUGGACGUGCUGGAGGAGGAUGAGGAGCUGGAGCAGGAAGCGUCGGCUGUGCUGGGAGGAAGCGACUCGGAGAAGUGUUCAUACCCAGAGGGCCAUGUGAAGCGUCAGGCUCUGUAUGCAUGUAACACCUGCACACCAAAAGGAGGAGAACCAGCAGGAAUCUGUCUCGCCUGUUCAUACAAGUGUCAUGAAGGUCACGAACUGUUCGAGCUCUACACCAAGAGGAAUUUCCGGUGUGACUGUGGGAAUGAGAAGUUUGGAGAGAUGGAGUGCAGGUUAUUCCCAGAGAAAGAGAAGACUAACCGUGGAAAUAAAUACAGUCACAAUUUUUUCGGUCUGUACUGCACGUGUGAGAGGCCGUACCCCGACCCGGAGGACGAGGUUGCAGAUGAGAUGAUCCAGUGUGUGGUGUGUGAGGACUGGCUGCAUGGCCGGCACUUGGGCUGUGUGGUCCCAGAGUGUGUGGAACUUCAGGAAAUGAUCUGUGAGUCCUGCAUGAAUAAAUCUCAGUUCCUCUGGACCUACGCUGCUCACCUCGCUGUGAGUCCUACGGUGAAGGUGUGUAAAGAAGAGGAGGACGGUGCGAGAGUGGAGGUGGAGCAUGAUGAAGAGGAGAAUAAAACAGAAGUCAGGAGCUCACUGAAUGAAAAGGUGGAGGUGUGUGAGAAGGUGGAGGUGUGUGAGAAGGUGGAGGUGUGUGAGAAGGUGGAGGUGUGUGAGAAGGUGGAGGUGUGUGAGAAGGUGGAGGUGUGUGAGAAGGUGGAGGUGUGUGAGAAGGUGGAGGUGUGUGAGAAGGUGGAGGUGUGUGAGAAGGUGGAGGUGUGUGAGAAGGUGGAGGUGUGUGAGAAGGUGGAGGUGAACGGGUCCGGCUGUAAGAGGAAGCGGCAGGAGGCUGAAGGUUCAGGAUGCAGGUUUCAGGAGAUGAAGAUGUCAGGAAAGAGCCGUGUUCAGCAGGGAGCCGUGUUCUGGCCAUCAGCGUGGCGCACUAAACUCUGUUCCUGUCAACACUGUAAGAGUGUGUUCGCGGAGGGCGGAGUCUCCUUCCUGUUGGACGACACCGACACGGUGCUCGCUUACGAGAACAAGGGCAAAACCACAGAGCAGGCAAACGGAGGGGAGGCUCGAGACCCACUCAUGUCUGCUCUCGACAACCUGAACCGUGUUCAGCAACUCGAGAUCAUUCACGAGUAUAAUGACAUGAAGACGGAGCUGAAGGAUUACUUACAGAGAUUUGCAGCAGAAGGAAAGGUGGUGACUCCAGAAGACAUCCGUCAGUUCUUUGAAGAGCAGCAGAGUCGUAAGAGACGGAGAGCCAACGCCGAGCAGUACUACUGCAGCUGAACCUGCGUUCUGUAACCCAAACUCUCCGUGUUCAGUCCUGCUCCUUUUCUAAUAAACAUAACUCUACAGAUGCAGCCACGAAUCCAGAAGACACGGUGUUGGUUAUAAGGUUCUGCGUCUGGUGCAGCUGUUACACCGAGACGUUAAAGAUAUUCCUGAAUAAAUGAGGUCGAUGUUCAGCACAAGGUGAAGUGUCCGGAUGUAAAGCGCCAUAAAGCCCAGGGUUCAUGUCGCACGUCACGUUUUUGAUUUGUCUCCCGAUAAGGAAUCGGAUUCAGGAUUCGUUAGGAACACGUCCCAAUCGGGUCGCUCAAAUUGUUGACCAAGUAAUGAUUUUAUUCUAAUUGUUUUAUCUGUACUUUACUCCUUGCAUUACUUUGUAAAUGUAUCUUUGAGAGAUUAAACUUAUUAAUACUUUGAA